AAACGAUUUUAUUUGGCGUCGCAUUUUUUGACACCGCACAACCUCGCUUUCCCUCCCGCUCCGCUUCUUCCUUCACCCACACAUACCAAUCCCCCCCCACGGCACUCGUCUGCUCGACUCCCAAACGGCCCGCAAUCCAUCUUGCGAGGAGACCAAUUCUCUCGCCCGCCCCGACGGCUCCCGCUCCGGCUUCUCGCACAUCUGGUCCCCCUCUGUCCUCGACUCGCGCAUUCACAAUGGCCGAGACCGCUGCCGCCCCCCAGGCCCCUGCGGCCGAGUCGACUCAGUCCACCCGCCCGACUCGCCCCGACGAGAAUGCCUUCAAGGAGGCUCUUGUCAAGGCUGAGAAGGCGCACAAGGCGUCCAUGGACAAGCUGAACGCCGUCAAGGCCAAGAUCGAGAUCGCCAUGCCGAACAAGAACAAGGACCAGCCCAGCCCGACCCAGAAGCGCCGCCAGGAGCUCAUCGCCCAGGCCAACGAGAUUCGCCAGAAGCAGGCUGGCGGCAAGAGCGCCCGCACCUCCAAGCUCGACCAGAUCAAGCGCCUGGACGAGCAGGUCCGCAGCCGCAUUGCGGAGCAGAAGAACGCCAAGGCCAAGGUCCCCUACAAGAGCGCCGAGGACAUUGACCGCCAGAUCGCCACCCUCGAUGCCCAGGUCAACUCCGGCACCAUGAAGCUCGUCGACGAGAAGAAGGCCCUGUCUGACAUCUCCAGCCUCCGAAAGAUGCGCAAGAACUUUGGCCAGUUUGACGACUCCCAGAAGCAGAUUGACGAACUGCGCAACAAGAUCAAGGAGAUCAAGGACGGCAUGGACGACCCGGAGCAGAAGGCCAUGUCCGAGCAGUACUCCAAGAUCCAGGCCGAGUUGGACGCCAUCAAGGCCGAGCAGGACGAGGCCUACAAGGGCAUCAACAGCCUUCGCGACGAGCGCUCCAAGCUGCAAGCCGAGCAGCAGGAGAAGUACACCGCCAUCAAGAAGCUCAAGGACGAUUACUACGGCCAGAAGAAGGCCUACGCGGCCCACGAGCGCGCGGCUCGCGAGAAGCAGCGCGAGCGCCGCGAGGCCGAGCACAAGCAGUACUUGCUCGAGAAGAAGAAGGCCAAUGCCGAGCGCGUCCUUGCCGAGGCCAGCGACCCGGCCUACCUCGAGGAGAUUCGCCGCGCCAACUCGCUCCUACAGUUCCUUGACCCCACUCACAAGACGGAGAAGGGCCCUCUCAUGGCCGCCAGCGGCCUGAGCGCCCAGGCUCAGCGAACUGUUGAUGAGGCAGGCCUCAAGGGCACCAAGCUCCUCCGCAAGGAGGACCGUGAGGACGAGUACUUGCCUGCCGUUAAGAAGGGCAAGAAGGGCAAGAAGGGUGGUGCCAGCGCCGCCGCGGCCAAGACCUUCAACUGCCCUCCCUCCGUCGUUGAGGACUGCGCCUUCAUUGGCGUGGAGCCUCCCAUGAGCAGCGAGGAUGUCUCGGGAGUUAUUGAGAAGGUCAAGGCCAAGCUCGACCACUGGAAGAACGACCAGGAAACCCAGACUAAGCGCAACAUUGAGAAGGCCAAGAAGGAGCUUGAACGCCUCGAGAAGGACGAGGUCAACGGCGUCAACGGCGGUGACAAGGUCGAGGAGGUCACUGCCGCCGUCAAGGAUGCCUCCAUCGAGGAUAAGAAGGAGGAGGCGUAAAUGCUCCUCUACCGCUUCACUGAAAACGACAGGCCCCCCUUUUUAUCGGCCGGCGCGCCGCGACCUCGUUCCCGGCAGCCACACCGAAUCCCCGCUCCCCCCUUCCCCUGUCUCUCGCACGCCGGUCCAGAGGGGGCCUGUCUAGAAGACACCAUCUCGUUUUAUUUAUUUGCCACUCAACCCACAGGAAGGAGAGGAACCAAGAGGGGGGAAGAAGGAAAGGGGAGGGGAUGCGAUUUUUUCCCGCAGAAGAUAUGGUGCCAUCUCAGGUCCGGAGUGGAGGGAGCCAGCCCGGCGGAGCAAAAAAGAAGAGCGCAGAACAGAGCCGGAGUCUUGAUACGGUUACAUCUCGUUCGCAAUGUGAGCAUUGUCCUUCCAUAGGUGCCAUGAUUUGUUCUGCGUGGUGGGGGCACAGGUAACAUAAAAUUCUUUCACAUGUAAUUGUAUUGCUCAAAAGGCGGACGCGACUGUUCCAGCGUUCCCUGUUGCCUCGCGACAUGGGAACUGUCAUCAAGCGCAGCAGGAGCC
Purpureocillium takamizusanense is the source of this 2201-nucleotide messenger RNA. RefSeq names its product multicopy suppressor of BFA (Brefeldin A) (gene BFR1). Lineage: Eukaryota; Fungi; Ascomycota; Sordariomycetes; Hypocreales; Ophiocordycipitaceae. Gene Ontology annotation, molecular function: mRNA binding. The coding region runs from base 237 to 1673 and encodes 478 amino acids. The transcript has 3 exons. Gene Ontology annotation, biological process: intracellular mRNA localization. The record is from RefSeq and is a predicted model, not a curated record. Gene Ontology annotation, cellular component: endoplasmic reticulum; ribonucleoprotein complex; nuclear outer membrane-endoplasmic reticulum membrane network.